Anopheles arabiensis is the source of this 5862-nucleotide messenger RNA. RefSeq names its product protein toll-like. Gene Ontology annotation, cellular component: membrane. Gene Ontology annotation, molecular function: transmembrane signaling receptor activity. The transcript is spliced from 4 exons. The record is from RefSeq and is a predicted model, not a curated record. NCBI's taxonomy places the organism in Eukaryota, Metazoa, Arthropoda, Insecta, Diptera, Culicidae. Gene Ontology annotation, biological process: toll-like receptor signaling pathway; innate immune response. Bases 1004 to 1561 code for a protein of 185 amino acids.
GGGAUGGUAGAGUUUUGAGCUGCGGCGAUUGAAACGAAUUGAAUCAAGCCUUGAUUGUUGCAUGGGAAUGCAGGAAGGAAAGUGCAAAGCGAAUAUCAAAAUAAACUUUAAUGCCUUCGUACACCAGACAGAUGAUUCCUCAAAACCAGUCAGUCAGAUGAUUGCUUACCCUGCAGAGAGGCUAAGAUCAGUGAUACAAUUGUGUAUACUUGUGUGUAUGUGUGUGUGUGAAGAAUCCACACCAGAAGUUGCCUUAGACAGUACUGACUGUAGGCCUAUUCAAACAGUUGCCUGAAUAAGUUUGGAUGAAUCAAAAUCGUAUAAACUGGAGGACGAGGUUUAAAUCCUUUCUGAACUUGCUGCCUUCGCUGAUCUUUGGUCCUAAAGUACCAUGUGCGCCCAUCAACUCUAGCUACCGCGAAUGUUGGAUCCGCCAUCGUCCAAUUGUUCCGUACAAUAAGCAGUGUCCGAAUUCGCUCACGGCCUCUCUCCAUUGCCAGUUCAUUAUCCUGGUCUUAAUGACUGACGCCUCCAUGUCAUCUGGCCACCUCAAUUUAAAUCUACUACGCCCCUCUACAAUGGCGGAUUUAACGGUACGCGGACUGAGUGGCCGCUGGAGGCGCCGCGAAUGGUGAAGGAUGGAAUUCCGAGGGUGAAGGAUGGAAUUCCGUUCGUUGGCUUACCGUAUCAAACAACAGGCUUAUCGCUUAGUCUGCCGAAAACCUCGAGCUAUUCAAUGUAUCUGGCAACCAAUUAACUGAGAUUGAUGCGGUCUUCAUACAGAAGCUCAAGUCAUCCACCCUGCUUAACAUCACCUUGUCGUCAAAUCCUUGUUAUUGUGUAAAUCCACAGCUUACGUUUGCCGUCGAAAACGCAGCACGCAUUACCGAUUACGUUGCCCUUCAGUGCAUUGACGGACAACCGAUAAACUCAAAGUGUGAUCAAAGUGUGGCUCUUCAAGCAUAACUUGCUACAGUGGUUUGCCACGGAGGAACAAAUUGAUAUGAAUAAGAGGUACGACGCAUUCAUCUCAUAUGCACAUAAGGAUGAGGAGUUCGUCACAAAGGAACUGUUGCCGAGGUUUGAGAGCGAAGAGCUCAACUUCAAAAUCUGCUGGCACGUGCGUGACUUUAUGCCGGGGGAGAUGAUCGCCAACGAGACUACGAAAGCUGUUGAAGAAUCGCGACGCACCAUUAUCAUCCUCUCACUCAAUUAUCUGGAGUCCGUUUGGGGUCAAAUAGAGUUGAGCACCGCGUUCUUACAGUCGAUGGCGGACAAGUGCAACCGCGUCAUUCCCAUCAUUUAUCAAGAUAUUGGCGAUAUCGAACAACUCGAUCCACAGCUCCAGGCGUACCUCAAGACCAACACGUACGUCCGCUGGGACGAUCCGUGGUUCUGGGAGAAGUUGCACUACGCCAUGCCUCAUAAGCGUCGAUUGAAGGAUGUGCAGGGACCCGACAACAUGCGCAUGGAAUCCGUGGACAAACGAAAUCCACUAAAACACAAACCACCACGACACUGCCCACCAACGUGGUUAAGAAAAACAAUGCCAACGGUGUAGAGACGGGCAUUUCGGAUCUUUAAAAUGAUCGAGAAUGAACUGGGCAGAUCAUCACUGUUCUUUCGUUCUUUUACAAAUAGCAAUACUUACUACCACCUCUCUGCGGAUUAUCAGGGACCUAGGCGGUUGGAAGAGUUGAGGCCCCCUGUGUUGAGGUGUGGCGGGGAGGGGUGCUCAGGAUUCGUCGAGCCCUUCUCGAUAAUUUGCCAAUAGUUACAUACUCGACAAACGAUCCCUAGAACCUGCCUAGUCCGUCCACCGUUAGAUCCACCACUGCAUAUAGUGUUUGUUAGUGAUACUACAGAUCAGGUUACCUUACGCCUGAACAACAAACCAAUAUAGACAAUCUAUUAUUUGACGUUAGAACGCAUCGAGCUUAAAAUCGCCCAUUCCUUGUUUUACAUAUUUUUACGUCCAUAAGGUGAUAUUGCGAGAGGUGGACAAUACGCACACGAACAUAAAUACUCUUGUAUUAAUUAUAAACUUAACGGAUGCUUUAUUUCUAACAUGUAUACGCCGCGCUGCCCCGAUGCGAAGUGUCUUGUGCUCUUCGCGCAGCAGCCGAACGAUCCACCCCGACCGAUCGCUCUAUGCGCUCACGGCUCGUCAACUGCAGUAAGAGCGGCUUACUGCAGAGAGAGAGAGCACGCGAGCAACUGGCUGCAUUCUUUCAUCUAACACAUAUAAAUUUUCGAAAGUUUUUAUUUCUAUUUUUCUCAUAACAUAGACGAGCACGAAUAAGAUACACAACGGCAGUGGCGUCUAGCUUGUGGUCUACGGACCACGUCUAAUCCGUGACGUUAAUAGACGAGGUCAGUUCUUUUAUCUUAAAUGAUAUCUUACAGGGUUUUCUGAUAGAACUCAAGACCGCAGGACACUUUAAUGAAUCUGCGGGAGUCAAUCACAAGACUGCGGAACGGUACUUGAAAACGUUGACGAUACCGGGAUCUGCGGAUUUGUAUCAUAAGACUGCGGCACACUAUAGCACACCAGGGACAUAUAUCUUGACAGCCUAAAUUUCGCAACCAACAUAAAAACAUAAACCAACAUAAUCGACAUAAUCAAUAACUGACGAAAUACUAAAGCAAAUUUCGUGCUACAUGUACGUAGAGAAUGGUCAUGGAUAACACAUAAAGCACCAAGUGGUUUCAAACGUCUGAUCAUCAGCAUUCAAUUUAUCGUGAUCAAGCUAACAAGCAAAUAUGUAAGUGAAUAUCGUGAACAAAAUGUUUAAAAGUUUGCAGAAAGUUAAGUCCAGAACUAAACCAAAAAUGUAUGCAAAGAGUUGUACGCUGUACACAUAACCCAAGUGCAACAAGAAGGACCCAAUGCAGAACGUUCACACCUGGAAAGUGUGAUAAAGUUUUUUUUAUAUACACAGCCUGUAAAAUAUUAAGUCGACAAGUUAUGCUGACCUCACUGUCCAAUAAGGAUUGACAGGCGAGAAUGGUUGAAGUCCCAAACGAAUCUCUCGAUCGAAAGCGGCCGAUCAAGCAGUGCAGAUCUACGUAUAUUCAAAAGCGAAAAUUGUGAUCUUAACUUCUAGCUUUUCAGUACUUUAAAGUUGAAGUUCUCAUUAGCUCAUGCUGUGAAUUAGCAGCAUUUGAGUCGUUUUCAAUCAACUGUUGUUGUACCACUCUUCUGAGGUUCUUUUGAAGACCCUUUCAAUGCCAUUUUCAUUAUUCUGGUAUCCUAACCAAAACUAUUACCAAAACGGGAGAGUGAACGAUGUCAAUACCGACUACUUGGUAUAUAGCAACUAAAGUUUUGUUGGUAUCUUGGUAUCUAGCAACUAAACUUUGCUUUAAAGCAAUAUUUGUUCAAUUUUCAACAACCACUUACAUUUUUGAUCAGAUUAUCUUGUAACCGCUCUUCUGUAGUUUAGCUUUAGCUAGUUUUGCUGAAGUGCGCUCUGUUUCAUUUUUAACUGAUCGGAUAAAACGACGCACUUGUGUAACUUUUUGAUCUUUCAAAUCGUCAAGGACUUCUUCAUCCGUCAUGUUUUUAUGAUCAAAAGAGAAUAUCACGCAUCGGACAGUGUUAAAAGUAGCGUGGGGUGUGAUGAUGAUAGGUGUUUCACUGAAAUGUUUUGUAAGAAUUUGUAAUUUUUUUUGUAAAGAGUCAUAGAUCUGGUUUCUAAAAGGUAUUUGGAACCGUUAUUUAUAAGGUUACCUUCUACCGAUCGUCCAACAAACUGUUGUAGACGUUUUCCGACGAUGAACGGGUCUGACAGCGGCUUUCCUUAUUCAGGUGUCAACACCAGAUAUAUCAACUCUCCUUUAUAGACAUUGAUUCAGUCCGGGUAAGGCCUAGCUCAGGAAUUCACACCGGGAGGGGGAUUAUCUAGCACUUGAAAAACAGUCGACAAUUUAAAACGACUUGACUUUGAUUCCUUGAUGGUUGAAUAUUGGAAGAUUCUUUUGGUAAAUAUAUUGCCUACUUUAUACGGCUUUGGCUAAAUUGCCUCACCUGUACGCUUUUCCUGCGUUCCAUGCGUCCAAACUAAUUGUAGCGUUUUUCACCCUGUAGUAACAGUGAGUCUGCCACAUCUGAAUAUAACAGAGUAAGGGUUGAACCCGGAUCUUAAAAUACAUGCCUUGUGACGGAUUGCUGAUAAACAAUCAGCGUCUUUCAUAAACUCGAUCUAAUUCCGGAACAAUCGUAGCGAUUGUCAAAAUUACAUAAAAUGGUGGUUUCAUUUGGUGUUUUUUGAUCAUUUUGCCAUAUUGUACGGAACACUGAGGAGGAUACUCAUGAAAUAAAUUAGAGCAGCCGUUGUAUCUCAUCGUUCCUCUACGAUCGAGUUUGGGAAAGUGGCUGAAUGAGUGUUAUCAGUAACAUAUAAAUAAUCAGUGAAACCGAAACUACUUAAUAUGACGUGAAUGAUACCGGCUCUGCGCCAUGAUGUAUGUUUAAAACUUCUUGUCUUACACCUUCGCUUGGAGGCGUGUUAUCGGAUAGAUUGGUGUCAACGUGUUGCAUUCUAUGAUUCUUCCUUACGCAACCUUUAUUUCCGCAUACUCGUGCUGUUCGGCUCUCAGUUGUCUUGGGGGUAUUUGAACUCCAAAUUUCCUCCUUUGAGUAUGCCAAACCCAGUAACGAUGAAUUGUAUCUGUACCAAACCAUAUUUACUUCAUUCACACUGUUUUUAUAAAGUCCAUUAAGAUUUGAAUCGUGACAUCCUUUCAAUCGCCAUGCUCUCUUGCACAUGGCACAAAUUUGGCUUGACAAAAUAUCAUUGUUCCGAUCCUUGGUCGAAAACUUCCUACCCGCUUGGUAAAACAAACUACUAGGCAACGUUUAUCGUUAGCCCUGUUUGGCCGUUCCUUACGUCCACUCGUAUGUGGUACGAGUUUAGGUGAUCCCUUUCGAUGAAGGAUUUUGCUGGUUCUAGGAGAUAAUGUUUUUUUGUAUGUUCCCCGGAUUAUGCACUUGAAGACUCCCUCUAUCGGAAUGCUCUUGUGCGUGAGUUGUGUUCAUCAUACCACCGGAGGUGUUCCCUUGUAAUGAUGUUUUGACAGGAGCUUCUUACUCGAGGCGGAAUUUGCAGUGAUGACAAGUCCACUAUUUAUUUCGGAUGAAUCUGGGAUGAUCUCCGAUGUUUGAUGAAUCAGCGAUCUCGGUUGGCCGAGAUGGGCGGAUUGCACUAUUUGUAGGACUGUCCAUUCUUCCGCUAUCUCUUAAUGCGGGUGUCGAUGCUCGAUUUGUAUCGUAGAUCGGGUUAAAUCAGCUUAUAUCUGGAUGUAGCUAUUUCUUCGAAGUCGGUUUUAUUUAUCCUCGAGGACAUGGUUGUUCCUCGAGGACAACAGUCCGUAGUAACGUCGAGUCUGACUCUGAUGUGUACCGGAAAAAAUAGUAUUUACCCAUCACUACUUCCAUCAUUUAUCAUUUGUCAUUUGACAAACCCUAAGCCGAUUAGACUAAGAAUCGCCUCUAAAUUAGCAAACGUAUUAUCGAGGCAAGUGCUAGCCGUAGUCUACACUCCCUGAAACCUUUUAUGUAGCACAUUAAUUUUGAUGUAACCGAUGCAAACCCAAUACCCUCUGUGUUCAUAAUUCAGCAAUUUAGCACGGCACUUUGAAUUAAAAAAAAGUUUCAUAGCAUUAAAAUUCAACAAUCGAGUUUAACGGAUAACUAAAAAGCCGAAACCAUAGACUGGACACCAGUUUGAGUUUAAAAAAAAUCAAAUGAUAGCAUCCUAAUGUUUACCUAACUUGUGUAACCGCAGUACCUAAGCACUAACAGAACGGCAAUACAAGCAUAAAUACCCAAUAAAUCCGACUAUCCAUUUAGUACGGAAA